CUUUUUUUAAUUUAUAACAGCUGCACGUAAAUAUCUUUUUAUGCAGUUCUAAAUGGCAAAUGUGUCACAAGAUAAUAUGAAUGUUGAAGUGAUUCCAAAGGAAGAAAGUUCUUCAGCUGAUACUAUGGAUCAGCAUCCUGAGACUAUCAUUGCUCCCACUAUUGAGAUUCUUACUAAUGAUCCUAACGAGACUUCACUUAGUGUAAAAGAUACUACCACAUUAAUAGCAGUAGAAACUAUCACUAUUCCUGAUGACGUUCCCUUCAACAAUAAUCAUACUAUAGAUGUUAAAGCUACUACUAAAAACGAUAUGAAGACAACUGAAGCUACUAAAGUAACAUCUAUUCAGCGUUUAAGUGCAGCCUAUAACAAGGCUAGAAGAUCAAUAGUUGAUAUUCAAAAAACUUUUAAUGAAAAGAUACAUUCUAGUACAGUAAACAUAACUGCUGCAGAUAAUAAUAGAUCUACGACAAAGAUAGCAUCAUUCAUACCAACAGUAAGAGAUCAAGUGGCCAAUAAUGAAACAAGAUCAAAUGGCGCUACACUUGGAAAUUUUAUAGUUAAAAUUAAGAGUUUUAGCAAGUUAUCUGAUCCAAAUACAAAUGCAGAAAAUAAUCUUAUUCCUCCCAUUAUUGAUUCAGUUCCUCCUAUUCCACCUCCUAAAGAUAACAUUCAACAAAAACAGUUGCAUCCUUCAGCUUCAGGAAGCUCUACUGUGAAUCAACCUAAACGUAACUCAACUUUACUUUCAAGCUACUUUUCACAAAAGAAGAAAGAAAUAGGAGAAGAGCAACAGACUGCUACUCCUGAAGCUAUUCAUGGUACAACAGGUUUUCUUUUCUUUUAUUUUUUUUUAAUGUAACGAUACUAAUUUUAUUUCGUUUUAAAUUAUGUACAGAAAAACCUUCUCCUUUUAUUCGCCAACUUACUAAAUUAGUUCGAAGCACUACAGCAAGUAUUAAAAGAACCUAAUUAUUCCAAGAAUAAUUUAUAAAUUUAAUAUUAUUACAAUGAACUCUUUAUGAUUAUUACUCUUAUUGAUCAAUACAGUACUUUUAUACCAAAAGAUUAAAU
Cokeromyces recurvatus is the source of this 1074-nucleotide messenger RNA. RefSeq lists its product as uncharacterized. The transcript has 4 exons. The coding region runs from base 53 to 862 and encodes 269 amino acids. The record is from RefSeq and is a predicted model, not a curated record. Lineage: Eukaryota; Fungi; Mucoromycota; Mucoromycetes; Mucorales; Mucoraceae.